AUGGUUGUCAAGAUCCGUCUCGCCCGCUUCGGGCGUCGGAAUCAGCCCUUUUACAACAUCGUUGUCGCCCAUGCUCGAACGGCUCGCAACUCCAAGCCGCUCGAAGUCAUUGGCACAUAUGACCCGAUUCCCAAAGCCGACCCUUACGACGAUUCUGGAAAACUUCACAAGGAUAUUCAAAUCGACAGGGCACGUGCAAAGUACUGGAUCGGUGUUGGUGCACAGCCUACAGAUACAGCAUGGCGAUUGCUCUCCAUGCUUGGGUAUCUACCAAAGAAGGAUUUCGGCCCCAAAAAGGAACAGUCAAAGGGUGUUUUGGAGAGUUCAAAGGUCCGAAUUCCAUAA
Messenger RNA from Fusarium poae, 345 nucleotides. RefSeq names its product Ribosomal protein S16, mitochondrial (gene CYT21). Gene Ontology annotation, molecular function: structural constituent of ribosome. Gene Ontology annotation, cellular component: ribosome; mitochondrial small ribosomal subunit. Gene Ontology annotation, biological process: mitochondrial translation. Bases 1 to 345 code for a protein of 114 amino acids. The record is from RefSeq and is a predicted model, not a curated record. The transcript is spliced from 2 exons. Lineage: Eukaryota; Fungi; Ascomycota; Sordariomycetes; Hypocreales; Nectriaceae.